GAAGUAAAAGAACAGGAAACGUCAAAGUUGUUUGGCACACCGUGUUUGACUGGGAUAAAAGUGCUUUAUAUUAGUUUGUCAUUUAUUUCUAACGUCUGAAGCCAUGGCUGAGAGAAAUGGGCAGCUGAAGUCUGUGGUGAUUCGCAGCUUCAGGCGGUUCAGUGAACGAUAUUUUCCAGAGAAAGCUGCCAAAAACCUGAUGUCAGACGUGGAACAGAAAGAAGAGGAAUCACACUUGGGAUGUUUGGAAAGCUUACCGGUGGAUAUACAAUUCCUGAUCAUGACCUUUCUUUCUCCUGUGGAUAUCUGCAAUCUGGGAACCACCAGUCGAUACUGGAGGGCCAUGGUGAGAGAUCCGUUACUGUGGAGAUACUUCCUGUUGAGAGACAUGCAGCACUGGUUGUCCAUCGAUCAUCUGACUAUGCCUGAUCUGGAGUUGCUGGAUGCCCCGCUAGUUAGUGAACAUGAAAGCCUGGAAGACAGAGAAGAAGGGGAAGAGAAAAACAGGGAAGUGAUAUUUGACUACAUGUCAGAAUACUUAAAAGGUUGUCCAUCCUGCAGACAACAGUGGUUGCCCUCCCGACCAGCAUAUGAGCUUCUAACUUCAUUUCUUCAGUACCUGGUCCCCUCAUCUGAACCCCGUUAUGCAAUGUUCGGGCCUGGCAUGGAGCAGCUAGAUGUCUCUUUGGUCACAAGGCUCAUGCAUGCCCCAGACCUGUUACCUGUGUCAGGUACUCCACAAAGACAGAUAAAUGGUAUUGGCUCUGGGAUUAGCUACCUAUUCAACAACCAACACAAAUUUAACAUCCUAACUCUGUAUUCCACCAACUGGGCUGAGAGAGAAAAAGCACGUCUGCAGCAGCAGAGUGUCAGCAAUAAGCUCUUUAUCUUUGAAGGAACUAAUGACUGGGGUCAUCCAGUGGUUAUCCCUGCUCCUCAGGUGCAGAAGGUGUGUGAGGUGGUGGAUGGCUUCAUUUAUGUGGCCAAUGCAGAGCCUGGAAAAGGUGACGAGGCGUCUGAGGUGGCCCAGAUUAGAGCUGUGCUGAAUUGUGUUGGGGAUUCCACAACUAAGCCUCUACUGGUGCUCUCCUGUGUGUCCCGAGAACCAGAGGCAGCGAGUGAUAGAGCCAAACAUCGAACACCCUGUGUUUAUAUGGCUAAGAGACUUGGCCUUCCUCAGCUAUCUAAUCGCUGGAUGGUGCAGGAUACAGUGGCAGAAUCACUGGCAGGUGUUUUGGAUGGGAUUGCCUGGCUGCUGAAAUCUUCUGGUGUCAAAAUUUAGUGAUGACAAUUCUGAAAAUCCUAAUACCAUCAAAGGGAAUUUGACCACAGACCACCAUGCCAUUUCAUCUUGAUGCCAAUACACACUUCUUUAUUAUUUUUACCUUGUAUGCAUAGCUGUUUGAUCUGCCAAAGUCUUAUUAGAAGAGCACUACUGAUGGAGCGUCAUUAUUGUGGGUGAGUGGAUAGAGGUAUCAUUUUUGAAUUGUGCAAAUGAAGCAAAUAAAAUGCAUAGUUUAACACUAAUUCCAAGAAAACUAAAGACUGAUGCUGCAUUGAGGAUAUUAUUUACAUAUAUUACAUAUCCGGGGGAAGAGGUACCGUCAAAAAUAAAUUUUCACCCUGAAAAAAAUAAAAAAUCUAGUUUUGAUCCCUAGGUUUCAUAGUUAUGAAUGUUUACCAGAAACUGUCCUGUGAAGGCAUUAUACUUUUUUGUUCCCAAGGGGAAAUUAUUUUCCACAGACUAGCCCCUGGACUCUCCUUACCAGUGGUGAAAGUCUUAUUAUGGAAACAUUAGAAGAAAAGAAGCUUUCAAGUGCACCGUUUGCACACAGCUAAAUUAAUACCAGCAAUUUAUUUAAAAAAAAAGAAAUGUUGCCUUUUGAUAAACAAUGAACACUUGAAAUGUAUAAGCUGUUUUUGUUGAAUACACUUUUUUUUUAUCUCUUGAGAGCAGGAACAAAUUAUCUUUUUUAUUCAUUUCUGUAUUUUUAUUAUACUUGUACAUUUCCUUUUUAUGCAGUGCCUCUGAAAAAUCACUAACCAUUUUGUCAAUUUACAAUCACAAAUGUUGGUGUAUUAUUCUGAGAUUUGUCUUUGUGAUAGACCAAUAUAAAGUGGUACAUUACUGUUUAAGUGAAAGGUAAAAGUUUUCUUUUUACAAAUAAAUAUCUGAAAAGA
This is a messenger RNA of Girardinichthys multiradiatus, 2181 nucleotides long. RefSeq names its product F-box protein 4 (gene fbxo4). Gene Ontology annotation, biological process: SCF-dependent proteasomal ubiquitin-dependent protein catabolic process; protein polyubiquitination. Lineage: Eukaryota; Metazoa; Chordata; Actinopteri; Cyprinodontiformes; Goodeidae. The record is from RefSeq and is a predicted model, not a curated record. The transcript is spliced from 7 exons. Gene Ontology annotation, molecular function: protein binding. The coding region runs from base 104 to 1282 and encodes 392 amino acids. Gene Ontology annotation, cellular component: SCF ubiquitin ligase complex.